ACAAUCCAUUGUCCUUUGAAUGAUCGCUGCCUGAAUGAAAAAGAAGGAAAUUGUUGAUUUUGGACGCGAAAUUCAGAAACUGGCCUAGCCGGCCAGAACACGCCAUGUUCUUUGCCGCUUGCUGCUUCAAAUAAUCAAACCCUAGAUUUCAAAAUCUCCCUCUAUAUGUUCUGAAUUCAUCGGAAUUGAACUUGCAUUGCCAGAUUGAGGAAGAAUGGAGAGAGGUAUGGUGUCGGUGGACCAGUGGUCCGGCGGCUCUCAGGCGUAUUUCCUGACGCACCUCCACGCCGACCAUACCGUCGGUUUGUCGCCGACCUGGAAACAAGGCCCGCUCUUCUGCUCUCGCACCACCGCCAAGCUCUUCCCCGUCAAAUUCCCCGGCUUCAACCUUUCUCUCCUUCGAGUACUUGAGAUCGGCCACUGGCAUUCUCUCUCUUUGGCCUCUCCCUCCACUGGAUCCGAUACUACCCUUCAAGUCAUGGCCAUCGACGCUGAUCACUGCCCCGGUGCGGUCAUGUACUUGUUUUAUGGUGAGUUUGGUUGCAUGCUUUACACUGGGGAUUUUUGCUGGGAAACAACUAGCAAGAGGGCGCAGAUUGGAAAGAGCAUGCUUCUUAAUGCUAUCGGGCUUAAAAAAGUUGACAUUCUUUAUUUGGAUAACACUUAUUGUAAUCCAUCCUAUUGCUUUCCUUCUCGAGAAAUUGCUGCUCAGCAGGUUGUUGAUAUCAUUACAUCUCAUCCUGAACAUGACAUCAUUAUUGGUAUAGACUCCUUGGGCAAAGAAGACCUUUUACUCUACAUUGCACGUGUGCUAAAUAUAAAGAUUUGGGUGUGGCCAGAACGCCUACAAAUAAUGCAUCUUCUUGGGUUCCACGAUAUCUUCACUACCAACACUUCUUUAACUAGGGUGCGAGCCGUCCCUCGCUACAGUUUUAGCAUUGAUACUCUGGAAGGACUAAAUACCAUGCACCCCACUAUAGGGAUUAUGCCAUCUGGUCUUUCAUGGAAAUUGAAGCCCCUUGAAGGAAAAAGCAGUUUUUUUGGUUCUGGUCCUUCAAAUCUCCAUCACAGCCGUAGCAAAUUGUGUACGAAAUCUGGGAGUCAAUCUGACAAGCUCAAACUGAGUGAAAGUUUCAGUUCUGUGGAAAAAUAUCAUGAAUACAUAUAUGCAGUUCCAUAUUCAGAUCAUUCAUGCUUUGAUGAGAUAAAAAAGUUUGUUAAGCUUGUCCAGCCAUCCAAGUUGAGAGGCAUUGUUUCUUCAUCGCCUUCUUAUGUCAGUCCCCUUUACCAUUUGGGAAGACUUUUGCAACCAAACCAAACAUCGCAGGCAUUGCAUCGGAAUUUUGAGAAAAGAGGUGAUAACAGAUUUGAAGCUGUUAUUGCUGGAUUUGCUCCUGGAAGUGGUAAUUCUGCUGCUGCAAGAACCAAAAGAAGAAGAAAAAGAGAAUUAUUGCGUGUUCGUUUGAGUAGAGUAAAAAUACUGAGACGACUAGGGUGUGGCACAAAAAUAUUGGAGCUUGCUGACUCAAAUAGUUAAAAGAGUUGAAUGUUGGUAGUGUCUGAUACGUGCAUAGCCAUGCAGCCAGCAAGAUUUGCUCAAGCUUAGUGGAUGUUAGUUGCUUUAGUGGGUAGAUAAUCUCUUAUUUUCUAGCUUAGUGGAGUCAUGUGCAGGUCUUCAGCAGUAGCGGUAGUAGUUCUUCCUAUUUUCUUGUUGUGGUUAUUUUCUCUUUGCAUUGUAAGACUAAAUAUAAGCAACUAAUGGAAUAAAAAGGGCAGCGUAGAAAAAUUCAGGAUA
This is a messenger RNA of Diospyros lotus (date-plum), 1795 nucleotides long. RefSeq lists its product as uncharacterized. Gene Ontology annotation, biological process: double-strand break repair via nonhomologous end joining; interstrand cross-link repair; protection from non-homologous end joining at telomere. The transcript is spliced from 4 exons. The record is from RefSeq and is a predicted model, not a curated record. Bases 215 to 1537 code for a protein of 440 amino acids. Lineage: Eukaryota; Viridiplantae; Streptophyta; Magnoliopsida; Ericales; Ebenaceae. Gene Ontology annotation, molecular function: 5'-3' DNA exonuclease activity; damaged DNA binding.